AUGAAAAACUUUGACAUCCGAGAGAAUACUAUGAAGGAGGAAGGCACCGAACGCACCUCCAAUGGCGAAAUCGUUGUCGCGCCUCCCAACAGGCGUCAACAAGAUGAUGAGAAACCAUCAUUUGGGAGGUACACCUUUUCCAAAAUCUUGUCUCAACUAUGCUUUCGGCAUAGCAACCAUACAUGUACUUCCAGCUGCGAUGAACGGAUCCGUCAAGUGGCAACCCAAGCCAUUCUGUACUCCCUUGUCUACCUCAACACAUUCAUCUGGCCCAUUGUCAGUGGUGCACUGGGAAACAAGCCUUUCACUGGCUACACAACAUCAGAGAUCAUGACUGAGUUUGUGAGCCCGGCAUAUUUUGCGUUUCAUGUCUUUUUCUGGAUAUCAUAUCCCCUGCAGGGCUUUCUGGACUUUUUUGUGUACACACGAGUCAAGGUCCAAGAGUGGAAGCGAGUUGACAGCACUGUCUCAACUUUCUACAUCUACCGACUAGUUCUCUUUGGGGUUCCACUACCAGAAACCAAGCAACCUCCUAUUGACCUAGAUGGUUUCAACCCAAAUGCAUGUCGUCCUGAAAUGGAUGGAACCUCUUCCACCAAUGGAACGGAGGAUUGCGCUUGCAAAGGUUCGAGAGAGGGGCAUGCUUGGUUUGUUUCCUGCCGCCUGACGAUUUUCAGUUGGCCAGAUAUCGAGCAGCUCUAG
Messenger RNA from Seminavis robusta, 702 nucleotides. Lineage: Eukaryota; Bacillariophyta; Bacillariophyceae; Naviculales; Naviculaceae. The record is from the annotation of a GenBank genome assembly.